Aaosphaeria arxii CBS 175.79 is the source of this 2332-nucleotide messenger RNA. RefSeq lists its product as uncharacterized. Lineage: Eukaryota; Fungi; Ascomycota; Dothideomycetes; Pleosporales. The record is from RefSeq and is a predicted model, not a curated record. Gene Ontology annotation, biological process: meiotic sister chromatid segregation; homologous chromosome segregation; attachment of mitotic spindle microtubules to kinetochore. Gene Ontology annotation, cellular component: mitotic spindle; monopolin complex; chromosome, centromeric core domain. The transcript has 4 exons. Gene Ontology annotation, molecular function: protein binding; microtubule site clamp. Bases 23 to 2332 code for a protein of 769 amino acids.
UAACUACCAUCACAUCGCGAGCAUGUCUUCUGAGAUUUACAACUUCACAACAGCGCUGGUAACUGGCGGAGCCGGCGGAAUUGGAAAAGCCAUCUCUGAACGCCUCAUUGCGGAUGGCAAAAAAGUAAUCAUCGCAGGCCGAACCGAGUCAACCCUCAAAUCCUCCGCAAAAGAAAUCGGAGCAAUAGAUUACUACGUCCUGGAUACAGGCGAGAUAUUCGCGAUUCCGGCUUUCAUCAAGAAGCUUCUCACGGAACACCCCGACGUAGACUGUCUCGUCAACAACGCCGGUGUACAAAGACCUCUGAAAAUAAACGAGGAUGAUCCCACGGAACUGUUAAAGAAAGCAGAUGAAGAGAUAAAUAUCAACAUCCGUGGACCAAUGCACCUAGCCAUUGGACUGUUGGAGCAUUUCAAGUCGAAACCCAACGCAGUCAUUGUCAAUGUCUCCUCCGUCCUCGGCUUCGCUCCCUUCUCAACUAUCAACCCCGUCUACAAUGGAACGAAGGCCUGGAUGCAUUUCUGGUCCAUUAAUCUUCGGCAACAAAUUAGCGGGACUAAUGUUCGUGUGGUUGAGAUCGCACCGCCGGCGGUGGGCACCGAUCUUCAUCGCGAAAGGGAGAAUCCGGAUGAUAAUAAGAAGGAUCAGAAUCCCGAUGCUUUGACUGUAGAGGAAUUCAUCGAGGAGGCAAUGGACAAGUGGACGAAAGGGGAUGAGCUUAUUACAGCAGGUCCGGGGAACAAAAUCAUUCAGAACUGGGAAGGAUCCAUGGGGAAGAUAUACGAUCAAUUGCUCGAUUCUGCCUCCGAAGACGAAAUGGCACGCGACGACCCAAACGCGUUCCCCACCCCAGAUUCAAACACGGAAAACAAAGCGCCAGCCCGCAAGCCACGCGGACGAGCCGCGCAAAAGGACAAGGAAUCGAUUGCGACGAAAGCCGCUGCAAAACCAAAGGCUGCUGGGCGUCGCGCUGCUGCUGAGGGUGCGAAGAAACAGAGUGUAGAUGUCGCAAAGAAGACGGGCACAAGGGGUCGCAAACCACUUGUGGAAGUGCAGAACGCACAGACAAGCGACACGGAAGAGGUUGAAGAGUUUGCAGAAGAAGAUGAGGUCGCAGCUCCGGAACCAGUCAAACCAGCGAAGCGGGGUCGACCUGCAAAGGCCAAGAAGGUGGAGGAAGCACCAGCAGCAGAAAUCGACGCACCUGCGAAGAAGACGCGUAAAGGAGCUGAGAGUGCGGCGACAAGCAAGGCAGUAGCUAAAGCAAAGACGACCGCCAAGUCAAGGACAACAAAACGCGUGCAGGAAGCCGAAAUGGAAUUGGACGAAGACCCAUCAACGAUCCUGGAGACCCAAGCAGAGCCCGAACCCGAAGCGAUGGACAUAGAAGAAUCCAUUGAGAUUGAAGAGAUACCAGAGACGCAGCCUCCUCCGCCCAGACCUAUCGCAAGACGGGCACAACUCAAAGCACAAGCAGGGCAUCAAACGUCUGCUGGACCACGGCGAGCAGGGAGUGUUUCCGAUACAGAGCGAGAUCCAGCAUUGCGGCGCAAAGUGGGCGACCUCACAAAGAAGCUUGAGGCUAUGACCACAAAGUACGAUAGUCUGAAAGAAGUUGCGACGUCAGGGAAGGAGUCAAACUUUGAUCAAUUGAAAAGGCGAACAGAUCAGACGACCAAGGAUCAAGACGCCUUAAUCAAGGCACUCAAACAGCAAAUCAGCGAAAUGCAGUCCCGCUCAGCAGAUUUGACAGCCAUGAAGAAAAACAUAGCCAGACUUGAGAAGGAAAAUGCGAGCCUAACUGCCCAAAACAAAACACUCACAACUUCCCUCACAUCAGCACAAAAUGAGAACAAAACUCUCUCUACGAAGCUCGUUGCAGCAAGGGCUUCAGCAGCGCCAGAAGCUAAGACCGUACCAGGCAGUGCUGUCAAAGCUCGCUCAAUAGGCGUUGUCCUCCCUGGUGCUGCUGAAGCAGCGAAGGAAGCCCAAUUGAAACAAAACAAGAUUGAUCUUUACAGUGACCUGACGAACCUUGUAGUCGUUGGCACGAAGAAGGGCGAUGAUGGAGAGGAUGUCUACGAUUGUCUCCAAACUGGCCGCAAUGGCACACUUCAUUUCCAACUUUCUGUUAGCAAUGGCGAUGAAGCCUACGAUGACGCAGAAUUCGUUUAUAGCCCCUUGUUGAACGAACAGAGAGACGCAGAGCUUCUCGACUUGCUACCUGAUUAUCUCACUGAGGAAAUCUGUUUCCCACGGAAUCAUGUUGCCAAAUUCUACAUGAAGGUCCUUGACUCUAUGGCGAAGAGGGUGGAAGUCGAGGAUGCUUAA